UUUUUGCUUUAGUCUCAAGUCACACAAGAAACACAAACACCAUGGGUAACAAUAAGCCAUUGUCAUUCAUCUCUUUGAUCCUUCUCGUGUCAGCUGUUGCAAUAUCAGCUGGAGAUGAAGUGGAGCCCGUCAAGGACACAAAUGGAAACCCACUUAAGAGUCAGACCCAGUACUUCAUCCAACCAGGUUCAAACAAGAAAGGAGGUGGUCUUGUCCCAGCAAGCACUGACUUUACUCGCUUGUGUCCAUUAGGUAUUUCCCAAACACUCCUUCCAUAUCAGCCAGGCCUUCCUGUAAAUUUCUCCAAUCCAUCUUCCCAAAAUGGUGAUGUAUUGACAACAAACACCGAUCUAGUUAUCGAGUUCCAGUCUUCGAUAUGGCUUUGCCCUUCUUCAAAGAUAUGGAAGGUCGAUACCUCCUCAAGUUCUGACAAGAACUAUGUAACCACUGGUGGUAGCUCCAGCACGAGGGAGAGCUUUUUCAGGAUUCAGAAAUAUGGAAAAGAUGAAAACACUUACAAGCUAGUUCACUACGAGAGUGACUCCGCUAUAAAAGGUAUUGGUGCGACCACCGGUUUAUUCGGAGCACCUUAUCUUGUUCUUGAAGAUGAUAAUAAUGAUAAAAAUGUUUUCCCUGUUAAGUUCCGUGAGGUUGACACGUCCACAGAGAAUGUGUUUGCGAAGGGUCUUAGGAUGUUCCCUUCAUUCUGAGUUAUACUUCGAUGUUGUUUAAUAAGUUGAAUUAUGUAAAAUAAUGGGUUGAAACAAUACCACUAAACCAUCUUUUGGUUUGAUGUAAUAAAAAGUUAAGGUCUUUGCUUUUGGUUUUAA
Messenger RNA from Raphanus sativus (radish), 830 nucleotides. Its product is annotated as kunitz trypsin inhibitor 2. Bases 42 to 710 code for a protein of 222 amino acids. The record is from RefSeq and is a predicted model, not a curated record. The transcript has a single exon. Gene Ontology annotation, molecular function: endopeptidase inhibitor activity. Lineage: Eukaryota; Viridiplantae; Streptophyta; Magnoliopsida; Brassicales; Brassicaceae.